UUCAAAUUCUUAAAAAAAACAUUUGUAAGGUUCUAAUAAGCGUACGGUUCUCGUGUUUACAAAAAAUUCAGUCCAAAUUAUUUUAGUGAAAAUAUAAAUUUAAUUAUUUCCGUAUUAAUAAGAAAUAAAAUGCUUCAAUGAAUGAAAGCAUCAAUUUAUUAGUGCCAUUCAGGGAAUUUUCAUUAUCUAUUUAUAACUGUCGUAAUAAAAUAGAAGAAGCACUGGAGCUGUUAAUAUUUUCGACAAUUUUCUUCAUCGUAUUUAACAUCAUUUUAUUCUAUUUAAUACAUAAUUAUCGCAAUGGGAAGAGCAAAUUUCGAUUUUGUCGAUCAACAAAGCUUCCAGAGCAUGUGUCAAGAGUAUUGCUAGUUACAGCACAUCCAGAUGACGAAUGUAUGUUUUUCGGUCCAACAUUAAUAGCUUUAAAGAAGAAGAAUUGCAGAAUUUUUGUUCUGUGUAUGUCAAGAGGCGAUUAUGAGAAACAAGGCCACGUACGUAAAGAUGAACUUUGGAGUGCUUGCAAAUGUUUCGAAAUUAAGGCACAAGACAUAACAUUAAUACAAUGUACACAACUUCCGGAUGAUCCAAAUGCAGAAUGGAAAGUCGAACUUAUUUCUACGCUUAUUUUAAACCAAGUUGAGGCACUAGACAUAGACUUAUUAAUAACUUUCGAUAAAGACGGCAUAAGUCAACAUAAAAAUCAUCAAGCAUUGUAUUAUGCAACAGCAUCGUUAUGUCUCUCUGGAUUAAUACCAUCAACAUGCAAGAUUCUUAUUCUUGAGACUGUCAAUAUUGUUCGCAAAUACUUAUCGCUUUUUGAUGUUCUCCUUAGUCUUCUAUUGUCAACAAAUUGGUGCAUCGUGAGGUGGCAUGAACGUAAUAUUAUUCAAUCAGCAAUGCAACGACAUCUCUCACAAAUAGCUUGGUUUAGACGACUUUAUAUAAUUUUCUCACGCUAUAUGAUUAUCAAUUCAUUGACGGAAUUGAAUGUUGAAUCAAUUGAAUUUGAUAUUCUAGAGAGUUAAAAAGAAUUUAUAUCUCUAUUGAUUUUUUUUUUGUUUAGCUAAUUAGUCCAAUUUAUUUAAUUUUUAUUUAUACUUCUUCUAUCUUUGACAAUGUACACAUUGGUACACAUUGUUAUUUAAAUGACAAAACAACAACAACAACAAAAUAUGAAAAGAAAAUAAAUGACGCAAUUUUUUUCCCACAAUGAAAAGAGAUAAAAUCGUUUCCCUCAAUAAUCACGAGCUAUCAUCUCAGUAUUCAUGCGGAAUCGUGUGCUUUCAAGGAUAAACGUCAAUAUACAGAGGUUGACAAUUGAUGAUAAAUCUUACUGCGAUGUCACAGAUGAAAAUACAUUUCUGUAUGUGUGAUUUGUUUACGAUGAUUGGUUUGGGAAAGUAGAUUAAUACGGGAAAUUGGC
This is a messenger RNA of Chironomus riparius, 1423 nucleotides long. The record is from the annotation of a GenBank genome assembly. NCBI's taxonomy places the organism in Eukaryota, Metazoa, Arthropoda, Insecta, Diptera, Chironomidae.